AUGUCUUUGAACAACACCUCCAAUGAUUCUCCCGGCUCAGCGUCCAUUCAGCCUCUCCACAACCCAGAAUUUGCAGCUCAUGUCGUCGUGCCCCAAGCACCGUUAGGCAAUGUAGUAAACGCACCUGGAAUGGGUGCAAAAGCAUUACUGGCGAAGAAAAUGGCAAAGUCACACAACCCAACCUAUAUUUCGCCAACAGAUAAAAUGAUGACCCCGUGUACACAAAAACUGUCCGCAGCCAAAAAGAAGCACUUCUCCACCACCGCAAAGCCCGUGCAGCUAUUCGCACAACGAGAGGAGAACGUCAAUGACUCAGAAGAUAUCCCCAGUGCUUCCACUGCUGGAGAUGAUGCAGGACGUAAUCCCACAAACAUUGAGCAGGACGACGAAAACCCCUUCUAG
Messenger RNA from Marasmius oreades (fairy-ring Marasmius), 402 nucleotides. RefSeq lists its product as uncharacterized. The coding region runs from base 1 to 402 and encodes 133 amino acids. The transcript has 3 exons. The record is from RefSeq and is a predicted model, not a curated record. Lineage: Eukaryota; Fungi; Basidiomycota; Agaricomycetes; Agaricales; Marasmiaceae.